Messenger RNA from Notodromas monacha, 1696 nucleotides. NCBI's taxonomy places the organism in Eukaryota, Metazoa, Arthropoda, Ostracoda, Podocopida, Cyprididae. The record is from the annotation of a GenBank genome assembly.
CGACAGAAUUCCACAUCAACCAACAUAUAUUGACAUUAUUAUUGAAGAAAAAAAUGCGUGAAAUACUUUUUGCGGAUCACGCACAGACGGCAAAUUAAUUCCGAGUGCAUGUUUGAAAAACGGUUCAUGUUCCCUGAUUCGAAGAGCUCACGGAUUACAGUUGAACCUUCUCCGACACGACAUUCAAAAACAGAAAUCAUGGAUCAUUUCAGUCCCGAAACGAAGAAGAGAGAACAACGCAGGUAUUCUGUCAAGCAUCUGCGAGCGAAAGGACAAUCGCUCCGGAUGCUUCUCCUCCCAGCUUUCCCCUUUUCCAAGGCAAUUCCGCCAUUUUCAUCAACAGCCGCCUUCACAGCCGCCACUUUGGCGGCUGUUGAUGAAAAUGGCGGAAUUGCCUUGGACGAUCUGGAGGCAACCCUAAGAAAGAAUGCCAACUGGAGAGGAAGCGUUUACAAGAUGGUAUGGAAAGAAGUUAUAGUUUGGUUAAUCAUCUACUUCACCCUGAACCUGAUUUACCGCUUCGCACUCGAUGACGUCCAGAAAAGACAACUGGAAGAUAUCGUCACAGACAUCGAACGAGGAAUUGCUUUCGUGCCGCUAACCUUUGCCUUGGGAUUUUACCUUCAACUCGUUCUAACUCGAUAUUGGCAAAAGUGGGAAAAUUUGCCGAGGCCGAAAACUCUCGCACUUCGAAUCGCAGGGUGUGUGACAGGAAAGGCGUUGCAACAACAGCAGCUGAGACGAACGGCAAUGAGACAAAUCAAUUUAACUUUGGUUCUUGCGUUGAGAAAACUCAGCUCACCAGUUCAAACAGCGUUUCCAGAUCUGGAAAGCUUGGUGGCCAAAGGGUUAAUGACGCGAGAGGAGCAGAAAAGUUUCCGAGCGUCGCAGCCGACGGCAGAGUUCCCAGAAUAUUGGAUACCUCUGAUGUGGGCGUCUGCAAUUUUUGACGAAGCCCGGCGGCAAAACAUGGUCGCCAACGAUUUCGCCUGGGCCAAAUUACAAGACGAAUUGGCAGACUUUAGACGCAAUUGCGACAAAACGCUGCAGACUGAAGUCAUCAGCAUUCCGCUGUCUUAUUCACAGGUCGUCAUAAUUGCUUGCUACACGUUCUACCUCGGAAGUAUCGUUGCUCGACAAGCGGUGACCGCGAGUAUAGAGAACUAUUUCCCUUUCUUCACCAUCCUCCAGACGACGUACAAAAUGGUGGACACGAACGAUGGCGAGCUGCCAGAGGCCAAAGAAGACCCCUACUGGCAACCCCUGAGAGACGGGCUCUUCAACCCGUCAACCCCGCACCACGAAAAAGCCCUCAAGUUGGCCUCAAACAAGGUCGCCGUCAGUGACACCAUCAUCUACAACCGACAGCAGCAGCAGCAGCAGCAGCAGCAACAACAACAACACCAAAACCAACCCGGGUUCUUCGUAAGAGACCCAAACAAGGACGCCUUGAACUUACCCAACACUCACUUCCGCGGUCCUCGUUGAAAGAAAAAAAAAAAGGGAAACUAUACACAGGACAUUAUGAACAGAAGUCAAAAAUCGUAUCAUCCGUUCCUUUUUUUUCGUUCGACAUUUCACAAGAAAAAAUCGGAUGAUCAUUUGUUUUGAAAGGAAGAAGAAGGCAUUCAAAUUCACCUCGACCGUCUCGUCUGAAUGAAAAUAAAGGACGACUCUCUUUUUGAAAAAAAAAAUA